AUGACUCGGUCGGGAGCCGGUAAUCGUUUUCGAACGCGAAAACUUUCGACGAAGCAGUCUCUGGCUAUCCUCCGAGAGAAUCAGAUCGACUCCGUAGACGAUGAUGCUCAGAGGAAUAUACCUCAGAUAGAAACAGGCGUUGAGCGUGGAGAAGAAAUCGAACAUCAUUUACAAGCUGCAAUAUCAGCCUCUCAAGCUGCAGCCGUUGGUGCAAAAGUCACACAAAUCUUUAUCCCAACCCCCAACACUACAGAGAUAACAGUUACAAACUAUGAGACUCUUUACCCGAAACGCUUUUCCCAACCCGCAAGCUACAUUCGGUUCUCGUCAACCGUCGAGGAUUGUAGUGGAACAGGAUAUUGUAUGUCUGCUGAGGAUGAAAAGUUUUUUGAGAAAAUGAAUGCCACAAAGCGUCCAGGAGGUCAACAAUGUAAGGUUGAAGAAUUCGAGCGUGUUAUGGACCUUUUUGAGUCUAUUGCGCUUGAGAAACAGCCUUACAUGUCCAUCGAUAUGUCUACUGUGAUGCCCUAUGAUGAAAUGGUUGCGCAUUUCGGUGAUGUACUUAGCGGCGAACUAGUGAAGAUUGCGGCUGUGGUAUACUCGCAUUGGAAAGAGCAAAGGGUCGCUCGUGGUGGAAGCUCAAUUAUUCCGACCCUUAAGUUUGAACAGGGGCAAGACAAGGACGACGGGGACCCAUAUGUUUGUUUUCGCCGCCGUGAAGUACGACCAGCUCGCAAGACUCGCCGCACUGAUGCACAAUCGACGGAAAAACUCAAGAAGUUACGACAGGAGUUUGACUCAGCCCGUAAUCUUGUAAGGGAUGUGUUGAAUAGAGAGUGUAUGAGGAAAACCAUUUUCCAGGUUGAAUACGGGAUAUUUGAGAGUAGACGACAAAUUAUUGGUGUCAAAAGAAAGAAUGGUAUUCGGGGUGAUGAUGAAGAUCUUAUCAACCAUAAGCCAAAGAAGAGACCAGUGGACCAGUCAGCACCAUCCACUAUCAGGGUUCCGAUCCGUCACGACGGGAAACCACCGGAGGCAGAACUUCGACAACUUGUGGCAGUUAAGGCCGAGAAGGAAAAACAGAGGGCAGAUAAAUUCCAAGCGCUCAAGAGUUCACGGCGGGUUCCUAAGCACGGUUUCGUUGAUUUAACAGAUAAAGCGUUUUCCGAUUCAACAGUUGUCCCAAAAGGUCCAGAUACGAACUUCUGCGGUGUACAGACCUACUAUCUCCCAAGUCCGCCUCCCUCAUGUGAGGGCAAUGGAACUGGCUUGUUCGACCUCCUAGAAGAACGCUCGGGUUUGACCCCAAUACCAGUACUGCAAGUUUCUUCAAAGUCUCCACCAUCUCGGGAUGUACCAGCCUUCAGACGAAGGCGGGGACGCGGGGGCAGGAUAAUCGUUGAUCGUCGAGGGCAUAGCUUUCCCCGUGACAACGAUCUAGAUGAUAUAAUACUUGACCGCAUGAAGCACAGCGAGGAAGAUGAAGACUACAGCCCAGUAUUCGUGAGGAGCUCGAACAGUGAUUCACACAUUCAAUACCGAGCCCGCAUGCUCUCCCCCCCCCCCGACCCCCCGGUUAAUCCUGCCCAGCACAUGCGUCGACAAAUUAUGCCCUCGCCAGGGGGAAUGCAAUCCGGUACGCCAGCAACAUUCCUAGCUGCCGCCACUGCUCAACAAGUAAUGGGUUUCACGGGCUAUAAGCUCGGUCAGAAUCCAGGGCAACAGCAACCUCAGCAAUCACAGCAGCAACAGCCCAGUGCUUCCAUACUACCGCUGGCUAAUCGAGCACCAGUUCACACUCAAGUGCGGCGAUAACAGUUCGAUCAUUAAAUUUCCAACUCUGUAUCAUUACCGCUGCGUUCUUUCUUUUGCUUCCAUUUCUCCUCUGUUGUGUUUUUUUUGUCUGCGCGUCAUUGUUUGGGUGUUGGUCUUUCCUCUCUUCAUAUAUCCUUUCCCUUCAUCCACCUGUUUUCUUGCUUGCUUCUACUCACUCAUCUAGUGACAUAAGCCUGUUUCCUUGAGGUUGUUGGUUAUAUAUCAUUUCACCUCCUCACUCACUCGGAUUUGUGUCUUUUCCCUUUCCUCAUUCCCGGACAAGCAGUUCCUUUCUCGAUAAAAAAACCCCCCAGAUCAAAUCACGUGUCACAUUCAGAUUCAGGUAGCGGGCGUAGUGUGUGUGCUUUCUUCUUCUUUUUCUUUUUUGCUGAGUUAUCUCAUUUAGUUCUCUCUUUUCUUU
Tuber melanosporum (Perigord truffle) is the source of this 2236-nucleotide messenger RNA. RefSeq lists its product as uncharacterized. The record is from RefSeq and is a predicted model, not a curated record. Gene Ontology annotation, biological process: regulation of transcription by RNA polymerase II. The transcript is spliced from 6 exons. Gene Ontology annotation, cellular component: piccolo histone acetyltransferase complex. NCBI's taxonomy places the organism in Eukaryota, Fungi, Ascomycota, Pezizomycetes, Pezizales, Tuberaceae. The coding region runs from base 1 to 1815 and encodes 604 amino acids.